GCAGAGCAGCGGAGCUCAGGGUCUGUGCUGUGAUGGUUUGCUUUUAUAAUCCUGCAGAUUUACAGUUUGAAAAAGAUCUGCUCAUCAAUGAGUUCUGAAAAAUAAAAUAUGUGACAGAAGAAAACUGAAGAAAUAAGUUAAAGCAGCCAUGAAGGUCCAGAAUGGAUGGAGCUGCUCUGUGUUCUUUCUACUCUACAUGACACACGUCGCCUGGACACAGAAGUUUGAUGUCAUUGGACCUUCUACUGACAUUUUUGCUCUUCUUGGUGACGAUGUCACACUACCUGCCACACUUUCACCACCUCUCAAUGCUCAGGGGUUUGAGGUGAGGUGGGUUCAAAAUGAAUUGCAAUCUGUGAUACUUUUUUAUCAGAAUUUCCGAAUUAGACCUGAGCGUCACAUGCAAGCCUUUAAGGGGAGGACUGCACUUUUCCCAGAAGAACUCAUGAAUGGAAACGUGUCUCUGAGACUCCAGGAUGUCCGUGUUUCUGAUGGUGGUCUCUACAGGUGUUUGGUGGCCUCUGGACUAUGGAAUGAGGAGACUCACCUCACUCUGAAUGUUGAAGCUGUUGGCACUCAGCCUUCCAUUACCAUCAGCACUGCAGAAGACCAGCAGACCAGACUGGAGUGCAGCUCUGAGAAGUGGAGCUCUCGACCUGAAGUCACCUGGAGAGACAUGAAUGGAGUGGAUAUGACGUCACAGUCCACCUUAACACUACAAUGGGAUGAUGAGGGUCUCCUCAGGGUCAGCAGCGUCAUCCCCAUCAAGUGGGAGUUCAACGUGUUCUCCUGUCUGAUAAGAAGUAAUACGACCAGACCGGCCUAUCAGUCCAAAAUGGGGGUCUACGUUUUCUCUCCAAACGUCUCUGGCUGGUCAGUGAUCUUCUGGUUAUUGAUGGCUCUUUGUGUCACAGCAGCUGUGCUGCUCAUAUUGAAAUGGCGAAGAAUGAGAGAUAAAAAAGCAACAUACAAGACCAAAGCAGUUGACAUUCUCCCUGUCUGGAACUUGCGCAAAGAAAUUGAGAUGGCACAACAUCCAGCUUUGACUCUGAAGUUUUCUAAAGUUAUUAAUGGAUUCCCUCAUGAAGAUCUCCUCAAGAUCACGGAGUACUCCAAGCCUCAGCUGGCCUACGUUAUGAACUUUGAACUCAGCAACGUUCUGCAGCUCCUGGUCACCGAACGCAUCCUCACCAAUGAUGAGGCAAAGGGAGUCAAAGUCAAAGAAGAGUCUGAGGGGACACCAGGUGUGGAGUCCUUCAUUGGUGAUGUGAUGAAGAAGGACAAAGCAGGGCUGGUCAGCCUCUGGGGGGCGCUAGUUGAAGAAUUUGUGAGAUGUCCAUCACCAAAUGUGAAAGGAAUUCUGGAUGAGGUGAACAAGUGGGGACCGGACCGCUUGAAGGAGAUCCAGGCCAGCGCCCAGUCACCUCCCCUUGAGCCUCACAUUAAAGACCUCAAUGAGACACACAGAGUCACUGUGUCUGAAUCCACAAGACCUCUGUUUGAUCAGUGUCCAUUUGGAGACCCACUCACUAUUACGGUGGGCCUUGAGACUCAAUACACAGAGCUGAUGGUCAUCAAACAGGACAUUAAAGAUGAACUGGCAAAGACUGAUAAGAUUCAGGAAAGACUUGAGGAAGAGGGAGCAACAAAGAUCUGUGAGCGAAUCUGGACUGAGCAGCUGUUUAAGAGAAGACCAGAAAGUAAAACACCCCCUAAAAUCAUAGUGGUCAGUGGAGUGGCAGGCAUCGGGAAGACCACCAUGGUCCAGAAGAUCAUGUCUGACUGGAUAAGAGGCACUCAGUACCAGAGGUUUGUGUUUGUCUUCCUGUUUAAAUUCAGGGAGCUCAACCUCCUGGACAAUGAGCCACAGAUGUCUCUGACUGCACUGAUUGAAAGGCGCUAUAAACAUCUCACUCAUGACAAACUAAUAGAAAUCCUGAAGAAACCUGAAUCUCUGCUCUUCAUACUCGAUGGACUGGAGGAAUACAAACACAAACUGAACUUCACAUACACUCAGCUCUGCUUAGACCCAGAUGAUGACGUGCCUGUCCACAUCCUGGUCACCAGUCUGGUCAGUCAGACAUUACUGAAGGGCUGCUCAGUCCUGAUAACAAGCAGACCAGAGGCCCUGGGGUCUCUGGACAUGGAGAGAGUUGAUGGAUUUGUAGAAGUUGCAGGAUUCUUCCCUGAACAAAGACUGAUGUACUUUAAGAAGUUCUUUGGUGACACUGAUGUGGGCACCAAGGCUUUUCAGUGCAUGGAGGGUAACACCAUCUUGUACUCCAUGUGUGUCAGCCCCUCAUACUGCUGGAUUAUCUGCUCUGCACUGAAGAGCCACCUUAUGACACCUGAAGAAGAGCGAGGAGCUGCCCCCAGAACUGUCACUGAGAUCUUUGUGAUGUUCCUUCACAACAUCCUGACCAAGAGAAGAGAAGAAGAUGAGGACAAAAGAAGGAUUCUGAUCAGUCUGGGAAAGAUGGCUUAUUACGGGGUGGACAGCAGGACUCAUGUGUUUAAUGAGAAGCAGGAGAUGUCCACCUUUGGUCUGCAGCCAGUCCUGUCCUCUUCAUUCCUUUCUGACUUUCUGCACACACAAAGCACUCUGGAGCACAUGACGUACACCUUCUACCACAUCACCCUGCAGGAGUUCAUGGCCGCCUGCUCCUUCUACCUCGAUCCAUCAGGGGGUGUCGAGGAGCUGCUGAAGAAGCGAGACUCGUGUAAAGGGGGCCGAUUUGAGAUUGUCACUCGAUUCCUGGCAGGACUGGCUUGGUGUCCUGUGCUUAAAACAUGGAGGGAAUUCUGGGGGAGUUUGACGGGACAACCACACAGCGGAUACAGGAGUGGGUGAGGCAGAAAGCUAAACAGGCGCUACGAGGGGUAGAUAAAAGUGAAGCUCUGCGAGUUUGUCACUGGCUCUAUGAGACUCAGAAUGAGGAGGUGA
Molecule: messenger RNA, 2944 nt
Organism: Polypterus senegalus (gray bichir)
Lineage: Eukaryota; Metazoa; Chordata; Cladistia; Polypteriformes; Polypteridae
Exons: 12
Coding region: 149-2851 (900 amino acids)
Cellular component (GO): cytoplasm
Source: RefSeq, a predicted model, not a curated record